Molecule: messenger RNA, 1518 nt
Organism: Fimicolochytrium jonesii
Lineage: Eukaryota; Fungi; Chytridiomycota; Chytridiomycetes; Spizellomycetales; Powellomycetaceae
Product: putative diacylglycerol acyltransferase type 2b
Exons: 5
Coding region: 223-1326 (367 amino acids)
Biological process (GO): triglyceride biosynthetic process
Cellular component (GO): endoplasmic reticulum membrane
Molecular function (GO): diacylglycerol O-acyltransferase activity
Source: RefSeq, a predicted model, not a curated record
CCGGGUCUUUCCGCGGGAAGUGGAAAGCUGACUUGAAGUCGCCGCCAUCUUUCGUUCGAAAUUCUUCACAUAUAUAUCAGGACAGGACGGCAUGAACUGCCGGCUAGAUAUUUCAGGAAGGGCCAGCCUACCUUACAAAUCCCCCGUUCGUUGAAAAGGUUCGGGAGGCAUUCCCAACGCAUUGGCGAGUUCAACUUUCGCUCAUAUCCCCGCUCACUCACGAUGCUGAACGACUCGGCUCCUGCCGGCUUCGUUGACGCACCUACUGUCAUCGCAGGCAGCGUUGCUGCCGCUGCCGCUGCAACGUCACUGAGCGCAAUGUCUAGCGACCAUAGCAACUCCGUGGUGUCAACGCUUGUGGAGGCAAAGACCAAAGCGCUGCAAAUUGCGUCGGUCGCAAUCUACUCGUCUCUGCUCUACAUCAACUCCUUCGUCCUCGCGGUCCUUCUGUACAACUGGCGGCUGACAUGGCCUUUCUUCGUGGUAUAUUGUGGCUGGGCAUAUCUGUUUGACUCGGGGACGCCGUUCACAGGGGGAACGGAUCGCAUGCGGUUCUUUAGGGAUUGGAGCUUUUGGAAUUACUUCGGGCAAUACUUUGAUGCCGAACUUGUGAAAACUGCCGAGCUGGACCCAACAAAGAACUAUCUGUUCGGUUACCACCCUCACGGAAUCUAUUGCUACGGGCUUCUUCCCAACUUCAUAAGCAACUACUCAAAUUUCUCGGGACAGUUCCCCGGCAUCAAAAUCCGCAUGACAACACUAGACGUCAACUACGUCAUUCCCCUCUGGCGCGAAAUCUCAAUGGCCCUCGGCGUCGUCUCAGUCGGAGCCAAAUCCCUCAAACACAUCCUCAGCAGAAAGGGCCCCGGCUGGUCGGCGAUGGUCGUUAUCGGCGGCGCCGACGAGGCGCUGCUCGCAUAUCCCGGCACCAGCGACCUGAUCCUGAACCAACGCAAGGGUUUCGUGAAGAUUGCAGUGCAGACCGGCGCGGCGCUGGUUCCGGUAUUCACGUUUGGAGAGAACGACCUAUAUUGGCAGGUUACGGAGACGAAUGCGCCCGAAAUCCGCAAAGUGCAGAAGCGCGUGGCGAAGAUCUUGACGUUUUCGAUUCCGUUGAUGUGGGGAAGUUUUGGGCUGUUUCCGAGGAAGACGAGGCUCGUGUCGGUUGUUGGCGCGCCGAUACAUAUCAAAAAACAAGACAAUCCCUCGCGGGAAUACAUCGCGGAGAUUCAUCAACAGUACGUGGAUGCACUGUUGAAGUUGUACAAUGACCACAAGGACCGGUAUGCGGUGGACAGGACGAGGGACCUGCGGAUAGUGCGAUGAAGAGUUAGAUUAAACGGGCGAAGUUAGAGGCGGCAUAUGGUUUUCCGUUUUUUUACUUGACAUGAUGGACUAGUCAUACUUGCGGCGUAUUUAUUUCUAUUGGUUCUCAAGUCCGUGCGCAAACAAAACUUUGCUGUGCGAAGUGCAAAGGGCUAAAUGCAAGGAACUCGUUACGGGGUAUAUUACGCUCAU